Messenger RNA from Trichomonas vaginalis G3, 666 nucleotides. Its product is annotated as protein ubiquitination. The record is from RefSeq and is a predicted model, not a curated record. The coding region runs from base 1 to 666 and encodes 221 amino acids. NCBI's taxonomy places the organism in Eukaryota, Parabasalia, Trichomonadida, Trichomonadidae. The transcript has a single exon.
AUGUCACUUUAUUUGAUUGAUAUUUUUCCCCAAAUGCGUGACAAAGAUAUUAAAUUAUUUACAGAACUUUAUCAAAAGAUAUCAAACGAAUUUUCAUGCAUCAGUAAACCGAAAAAUGAGAAAUUGACGACGCUUCUGCAUUAUAAAGGUUUCAAAUUCGAAAAUUUCGAACCUAAAAUGACAGAAGAAGAAAUCCUCAAUUUGUAUUCAACAGAAUCUCCUUUAUACUAUAUUGCAUGGGAUAAAGUUGAUGAACUUGAAUCUAAAUUCUCAAACCUUGAUAUUGAUCAGAAAAUUAAUGAAAUCACACCACUUGAUUGUGCAAUUAAAUAUGGAUCAGAAUUGUGUUUCAAUUACUUGAAAAUUUUAGGUGCUAAAUACACUUUUGAAUCGGGAAAAUAUGCUGUUCAAGCCGGAAAUAAGAACAUUUUUAUGCAAAUGAUAGCAGAAGGUAAUUCAUUUAAUAACAUGAUUAGUACAGCAUUGGAUUAUCAUAACUAUGAAAUUGCUGAGUACUUUAAAUCAAAUUUUGGACAAACUAAUUAUUCAAUAGCAGAAAGUAUGCAUUUCGGAAAUUAUGAAGUUGCAUCUUAUUUACUUACUCAUGGAGGAAUUAUCAACAUACGCUAUAAUCCUUUUCUUUUCAUGUUUAUCAUUGAUUUAUGA